Molecule: messenger RNA, 675 nt
Organism: Cyclospora cayetanensis
Lineage: Eukaryota; Apicomplexa; Conoidasida; Eucoccidiorida; Eimeriidae
Exons: 3
Coding region: 1-675 (224 amino acids)
Source: RefSeq, a predicted model, not a curated record
AUGCGAUGGCGGCACUCCCUUAUUUGUCCUGUUCAGGAUAUUUCCACUGAGCCUGAAGAGUCGGAGCACAUGGCUACACCUUCUGCGGCAUCAUCUUCAAAGUCCGUGGCAUUACCGGCUUUGGAUUGGUGUCGAAAAAGGCUGUCCCAGAUGACAACGUACUCGAGUCUGUGCAGGAGCCCUCAGCUAGCAUGGCUCUUUAAAGCUGCUCAGGAGAGUGAGGAAAAAAAUCUCCGACGAUUUUUUGCCUAUGAGGGAGUGAAGAUGAGACGCUCAGUGUCCCCCGUUUCUGGGCUUGCCAACGUGGACAUACUGGAUGACCCCAAUACACCCGCACAUGCAGCGCAGUACAUCUACGGGUCCUUAUGCAGAAGCCCACUUGUUGCCGCCUGCCUUCGCCUAGAGGAGGCGUUUGGGGCGAUCCCAAGUGAAAGGACUGCGGAGGCCGCUAGUGUUGAAGAGGUCGAUCGCCUCAUCACUAACGCCACGCAAGGCCCACCAACCCAAGAGAAGAAGCUAGAUGAGGCCCCGGAAACCAUAGAAACCGAAGAAACAAUCACACAGCAGCCAUUCACGGAAGAUAGAACCGGACCAAAUGAAACAUAUCAAGCUUCUGCUGGAGAGGCUGCAUGGCACGAGCCAGCGGAGGUCGGGGGUGAGGAGCAAGCGCCAUAG